AUGGCAGACGACGGGCCUCCCUCUGCCGAUGGCGGGCUCGACUCGCCCAUCCCGAGUCCGUUCAAUUUCAAGACGCAAGUCAUCUCCACCACGCCCAUCAAGUCGAAUAUCGGACAGCGUCGCGGCCACCGGUACAAACACAGUUCCAUCUCCGCCCAACAUCACAUCUUCAAAGAGCCACCACCGCGCCCGCCUCCCGUCCUCCCUGCAUCGCUGCCCAUUCCGACCCUGAAGGAAGCCCGCGAGCGCAUGACCACAGAGCAGUGGCAUAGCCUGUACUGGUCGCUCUGCCACGUGGCCGUGGCCGCGUUCCUGUUCUUCCGCUCCAGGGGCUCGCUCGGAAUCAUGGCCCUGUCGCACCUCGUCUUCUUCGACGCCGGCAGUGCCCUCAUCUGCGUCGCCGUCGACGUCCUCGGCAACUUCGAGGUCUGGCGCCGCAGCAGCAUCCGCCACCCCUUCGGUCUCGAGCGCGCCGAGGUCAUCGCCGGGUUCGCCAUGUCUAUCUUUCUGCUUUUCGGCGGCUUCGACCUUGUCUCCCACGGUCUGAAGCACUGGCUUGACACCAAGGGCGGCCACGAGCCUCAUCACGACCAUUCCCACCAGUACGUCCCCUCGGGCGAACUUGAAUGGGUCGCCUGUGCCGGGAUAUUCAGCACCCUCGUGUCGGCCUACUGGGUCAAGAACCACGCCCGGAUUGCCCGCAUCAUGCGCUCCUCCUGGCUCUCCAUCCUCUCCCACCACUUCACCAACGUCUUCCACGUCCUCACCAUCUUCUUCUCCAUCCUCCUUCUUCUCCUGCCCCUCCUCCCCGGAUCGCCCAGCCACUGGGACCGCGCCCUCUGCGCCGCCAUCGCCUGCGCCAUGUUCGCGUUGGGCGCUCAGCUUGGCGCCGCCCAGGCCUCCAUGCUUCUCAUGUCAUAUCAUGGCGACGUCUCCCCUGUCCUCCGCGACAUAGAGGCCGAACCUAAUGUCUCGCGUAUUGAGGAGGCCCAGUUCUGGCAGGUGCACUACGGUCUCUGCGUGGCCAACCUCAAGAUCUGCGUUGCGCGGGGCUGCGACGAAGGGAUCAUUAGCAAACUGCGUAGCAAGAUCACUUCGAUGAUCCAGAACCGACUUGGCGAGGGUUACGGCCGCGGCUCCAGCUUGCGAUGGGAGGUCACCAUUCAGACGAGCGUCGAAUCGAAUUGA
This is a messenger RNA of Sodiomyces alkalinus F11, 1188 nucleotides long. Its product is annotated as cation efflux family protein family. The record is from RefSeq and is a predicted model, not a curated record. Gene Ontology annotation, molecular function: zinc ion transmembrane transporter activity. Gene Ontology annotation, biological process: transmembrane transport; zinc ion transport; intracellular zinc ion homeostasis. NCBI's taxonomy places the organism in Eukaryota, Fungi, Ascomycota, Sordariomycetes, Glomerellales, Plectosphaerellaceae. The coding region runs from base 1 to 1188 and encodes 395 amino acids. The transcript is spliced from 2 exons. Gene Ontology annotation, cellular component: membrane; Golgi apparatus.